CCGUACUUUGCGACAGAAGUUACCAGCUGAACACAGUAUUUUAAAUUUUUGUACGAUUACGGCUUUGAAAUAUUCGUCCUUCAUACAUUUUGUGAAAUUCAAUUUUUCGUUGUGUUGACAAUUCCCGAUUUAAACCGUCGAGAAAAAGCUUCAGAGAAAAUGGUGCUUCUGCAAGUAAAACGUGGCGAUGAGAAUCUCUUCAUUUACGAGACUAACGUCGGAGAGGGCACCACUGAGAUUAUACGCGAUAUUACCGCUAUUUACAACGGCCGCUUGAAAGUCUAUCGUAUUUGCUCGGAAAUUGAAGAGCUUAUUGAGCAUGGCACCAUGUUGCCACCCGAAAUGAUUGGAUUGACUGACGAACAAAUUUUAGAAUUGAAAUUGAGCGAUAUCUGGUCUGAGAAAUGCGUACCGGCAGGUGGGUAUGUCAUCAAUAAAGAUCCAUUAGGCCGUCGUAAUGGGCAGCGGCCACAAGAGAAAAUGCGUGAAAUGCUGAAGAAGGCAAUGGAAGAUGCUAAGAAAAUCAUUGAAAAGAAAUUAGUACAGGCUCGCCAACCGCUGAAUUUAAAAAAUGUUGACGAAGCUUUGAAUUUGUUACGCGGCGCCAUUACUAUAGUUUACCCAAUGCAAUUGCCACCACAUGAUAUUAUUCGCAUGGAGUUUACCAAUACGGAGGAUCUGAGUGGCACCCAGGCUUCACGUGAAGUUAUCGAAUCGGCAAAGGCACAGUUAUGGUUUGCUGGCAAGCAAGUACUGCCCGAAAAGAAAUUGCACGAAUACAUAGGCAUGAAUGAUAAGACUAAAGUUGUUGUGAAAAUUAAUAAACAUGGCGAAGGUCCACCCAGUCGCGAAGCUGUACUGACGGAGGAUAUACGUAAACGUAUGAUGGCCGAGGCUUAUCGCAGACAAGAAGAGUUGAAGACUCAAGGCCGGUGUUUCUGUGCUAACCUGGGGUGAAUUUUUUAAAUUGAG
Anastrepha obliqua is the source of this 972-nucleotide messenger RNA. Its product is annotated as cilia- and flagella-associated protein 298. Bases 160 to 957 code for a protein of 265 amino acids. The record is from RefSeq and is a predicted model, not a curated record. The transcript is spliced from 4 exons. Gene Ontology annotation, biological process: regulation of cilium movement. NCBI's taxonomy places the organism in Eukaryota, Metazoa, Arthropoda, Insecta, Diptera, Tephritidae.